This is a messenger RNA of Ctenopharyngodon idella (grass carp), 3813 nucleotides long. Its product is annotated as H-2 class I histocompatibility antigen, Q10 alpha chain-like. Gene Ontology annotation, biological process: immune response. Gene Ontology annotation, cellular component: external side of plasma membrane. NCBI's taxonomy places the organism in Eukaryota, Metazoa, Chordata, Actinopteri, Cypriniformes, Xenocyprididae. The transcript has 7 exons. The record is from RefSeq and is a predicted model, not a curated record. Bases 75 to 1187 code for a protein of 370 amino acids.
UUUGAAGCGUCUAAGCUGCACCAAAUUACAGGAGAAGAGGACAAGGAAGAAAUAAACAUCAGCAAAUAUCACACAUGGUUUUUCAAUUAUUUUCACAGGUUUUGCCAAAAUCUUCGCUCUGCUUUCUGUUUUUCUUCUUUAUAAACCUUAGGCGUUCACGUCAAGCAGAGAAACACUCGCUGUAUUACGUUUACACAGGCUUGUCUAAACCUGUGGAUCUGCCGGGCAUCUAUGAAUUCACUGCUAUGGGUCUGCUGGAUGACACACAGAUUGACUAUUACGAUAGUGAAGAAAAGAGAAAGAUUCCCACACAGUCCUGGAUGAAAGAGAAAAUGCAGGAGGAUUACUGGGAAAAAGGCACUCAGUCCAGAAAGAGUAAAGAACAGUGGUUUAAUGUGAACGUCCACAUUAUGAUGGACCGAAUGAGACUCAAUGACUCAGAUCUCCAUGUUCUUCAGUGGAGACACGGUUGUGAAGUUGAGCAGCAGGGAAAUGAAAUGAAGUUUCUCAAAGGCAUUAAUGAGUACAGCUAUGAUGGAAAGGACUUCUUGUCUUUUGAUGAUAAAGAGUCUCAAUGGGUCGCUCCAGUUGAUGAAGCUCUACCAACCAAGAGAAAAUGGGACAAUGUGCCAAUCCUAAACCAAUACACCAAAGGAUACAUGGAGAAAGAGUGUGUGGACUGGCUCAACAAAUUCAGAGAAUAUAGAGACGAGGAGCUCAGAAACGGCUCUCCUCCAGAUGUUCAUAUAUAUGCAAAAAGGUCUAUCAGAGACAAAACCAAGCUGAAACUCACCUGUGUGGCCACUGACUUCUACCACAAAGACGUGAUGAUGAACAUUAGGAAAUAUCGCACAUCUCUGCCUGAAGAUGAGAUUAAAUCCACAGGAAUCAGACCAAACCAUGAUGGAUCCUUCCAGAUGAGGAAGAGUGUGGAGAUCAAAGAGGAUAAAAAAGCAGAAUAUGAUUGUUUUGUGGCCCACAGAACCCUUAAUAAACCAAUUAUCAUUAAAUGGGAUGGAACAUGCCAGGACUGCCUGUCAAAGUCUGUCCCAUUCAUUGGAAUUGUGAUUGGAGUUGUGCUUGUGCUGGCAUUUGUUGUUUUAGUGUCAGUAGUCUUAAAGAAGAAAAAGAUUAUUGUUUUCAGAAGAAAAAACUUAAUGAAGAUGAGAAUGCUGGAGUUUCUCUAAGAGAAGGACUCCCACAGUAGUAUUACAGUACAAUCAAUACUACAACAGAUCAAGCCCUGAUGUAGACACUUGUGAUAUUGGUCAAUAUACUACACUAACAGUAUUGGGGAUCCAAGAUGGCAGAUAACAGAAUUUCACUAGAAUUGAAAGCAGAACCAUUGCAUUCAAUUAUCAUUAUUUUCAACAGAGGAGCUCAGAGUCUAGACUAGUUGCUAUGAGUCUAGACUUUUGUCAAUCAGCGUGCCUCACAGAAACACUAAAAACUCAAGCAAAUCAGAGCUGGAGCAUAACCGUCAGGGUUAUGAAGAAAAUGCUGCUCUCAGCUUGGAUGCUAACGCUAAUGUUUCCAACCCCGCCCUGCUCCAGGUUAUUAUGGGAAUCACAGAUAACAUUUAGAAACUGACUGAUGAAAAGUUGAGUCCAUUGUCACUACUUUUGCAUGAGCAGAAUGAAAAACUCAAUGACCAUGAAAAACAAAUCACUGAAACAGAGAACCGAAUUUCCACUGUGAAAGAUGCUGACAAACUGGAAAGAUGAAUGGAUCAUUUGGAUGACACUGGAUGAAAACAGAGAGAGAAGGAAGAACACGUGUAUUGUUGUUUCGAAGCCUGCCUGCUGAACUCUCUGGGCAUUCUAACGAAAUCUGGCUACAUGAAGAAGUAUUUUUACUAUGGAAAACAUUUCUGCUCAGGAUUUGGAUUUUUUUUGUUAUUGUUCUUUUUCAAAUCAUGUCAGCUUGAUUUAGCCCUUCUACAAGAAACUAAUCUUGAUGACAAAGAACAUCUUAAGUCGUAACAGGGCUUCAGUCAUAUUUUUUCUCUUCAUUUACGUAAAGGACCCGAGGGGUGGCCAUUUUGUUUGUCCAGCUAGAUUAAAAGAAAUUACUGCUUUAUGUUCUGCUCUUACACGAUAACAAUGUACUAAAAACAGAAAAGUUUUUCCUUUGCGGUUUUGAAAAGUUCCACGUACAGACGACAACGUUGUCCAAACGAUAUCCAUUUAGACAGAUCUGCAAAACGCUGUAUUCUGCUGCCAGGCCAGUAGAUGGCGAUGUCACUUUAUACAGAAACACUACACACAUACGCUUUCUUUUACAGAGUGGCAGUGCUGCCAAUUUAGCAAGUUUGUUGUUAGAUUUAGCGACUUCAACACCCCUUUAGCGACUUUUUUCAAAAGCCUUACGACAAAUCUAGUAACUUCUUGGACAAACCUUAUCUAGGUUCCGUGACUCGUCCACUGAUCUAUAUUUAUAUUAAUAUAGAUCAGUGGAUUCGCCAGUAUGAUGCUAGCGACAUUUAGCGGCCAGUUUUAGCUAUUUUCAACUGAAAGCAAUUGGCAACACUGCAGAGCAGUGAAUAAAAAACAAUCAAGAUGGCGAAAGCAUCGAUAAAGUACUCGCACAUACAGAUUGAACUCAUAAUACGCAUGCGCAGGACAUCACCGUUUUCACAAAUUCGCAUUUUUGUAGUUUACACAGAGACGAUAACAGUAUAGUUUUCAAAGAGGUAUGUUUUCAGGCCCCCAAAACACAGCUGUGUAAAUGAACAAGCUAAACACAUAAAAAGUUUUCUGUUUUUAGUUGAAAACGGUGUCGUGUAAACGGCCCCUUAGGCUCAAUUGCUUUAUAUGGGCUAAUAGAAGACCUCAACCAUAGGAUUAAUAUAUUGUGUCUACCAGAGGAUAUGGUAUUGUUUUCCCAGAAAUUAGAAAGUGCCAUUGCCAACUUAGUGCCCACUUGCAUUACAUAACUACAUGGAUAUCAGAUGACCCAAGCUCAUUAUAGCUGAACAUAGAGUCCGCUCAGUCACAGGUCCCUCUUCAAAAUGUGCUGAAGACUUGUUAGAGUAGCUUGUACAAACACUAUUAAUGUUAAUUCUGUGAAAGCUUGGCAUCAUGUUUAACAUCAGUUUAAACUCCAAUAUGCAAUAACCUUGAUAUUCCCCCAGGUGUCAGUGAAGACUAUUGCCAAACAAUUAUGUUAUCUUGCACUUGAAUAUCUUACUUUAUGAAAUAUUUCAGAUGUUUUUUUUUUUUAAACAUUAGUUUAUUACUUUAUCUUAGUAAUGUUGUUCUGUUAAACUGACUGAUUGUAUGUAUUUGCAGUGUUAUUCAUGUCUGGUCCAUUAGUGCAUUGGACUAAUUUAUAGACAUUUCAUUUAUAGUAUUUUUACCUUUUAUAAGAUCAAUAAGUAUUACAGCUGUUACUGUCAGAAUGGACUGUUUCACUACUAGUUCAUGGAAACAUGGAAAUGUUUGUUUAGGCUACCAAGGUGACAACAAUGUCUGUGGGGAAAAAAAAAAAAAAAAAGUUUAAUAAUUUGACCAUUUAUAAUUUUUUAAUGAUCAUUUUACAAAUAAUUCAAAUCUCAAAAUAUUCAUUAAUUGUGUGUAUGUAGGAUGCAUUAAUGCCUUGCUCAGGCUGCUUUGAUUAUUUCAAAUGUCACGCCCACCACAGAUUGUUAUUACCCAUAUAUCAUUAUAGAGGCUUUGGAGAAAAGCAUCUGCUAAAUGACUAAAUGUAGAUGACAGUGUUAAAUGUUGAUACUGAUCACUGAAACUGAGUUUGUUGAAAGCUUCUUUGAAGACACUUGUGCUGUCUAAAUAAAAUUGACUUGAAACACUCAAA